UCUAGCCGUUUAACCUUUGGGAUUUAUGAGUUUGCAUUCUUCCCUUCCCGAUUACCGCUGUUAGUCCCGCCUCGCUCCCCGCCCCCUUGCCCUUGAAAUCCGGUCUACCCUGCUGGCCCGCGGUUGUCACGUGACGUCUAUGUCUUUCGUGGGCGAGCCUGGCAACCGUCCUGGAGACAGACACUGCGGGGCUGCACCAUGAACGUGAUCUACCCGCUGGCGGUGCCCAAGGGGCGCCGGCUCUGCUGUGAGGUGUGCGAAGCCCCGGCCGAGAGGGUGUGCACGGCUUGUACAGUCACUUAUUACUGUGGGCCUGUGCAUCAGAAGGCUGAUUGGGGCAGCAUCCAUGAGAAGAUAUGCCAGCUGCUAAUUCCUCUGCGUACCACCAUGCCCUUCUAUAACUCAGAGGAAGAAAGGCAGCAUGGCCUGCAGCAGCUGCAGAAGCGACAGAAGCACUUGAUCGAAUUCUGCUACACUGUUGCCCAGAAAUACCUUUUUGAAGGAAAACAUGAAGACGCUGUCCCUGCGGCUCUGCACUCCCUUCGAUUCCGCAUGAAUGUGCACGGCCUGAGCUCAGUAGAGCUGGUGCCUGCUUACCUGCUCCUGGCUGAGGCCAGCCUUGGUCUGGGCCGGAUAGUGCAGGCUGAAGAAUAUCUAUCCCAAGCCCGGUGGACAGUCCUCAAGUCAACUGACUGUAGUAAUGCCACACACUCUUUACUGCACCGGAACCUGGGCCUUCUCUACAUAGCCAAGAACAACCACGAGGAAGCCCGUUACCAUCUGGCUAAUGAUAUUUAUUUUGCCAGUUGUGCAUUUGGAACAGAAGACAUCAGGACCUCAGGAGGCUACUUCCACCUGGCCAAUAUCUUCCAUGGUCUUAACAAAGUGGAGCUGGCAGACACACUGUACACAAAGGUCUCGGAGAUCUGGCAUACAUAUUUGAAUGGUCACUAUCAAACCCUCUUACUGGCUCGUUCCCAACAAACAGACUUACUGGGCAAACAAUUUGUGAAUGACACCGGCCUGGAUGAAGCCCAGGAAGCAGAGGCCAUUCGGAUCCUAACUUCAGUCUUGAGCAUUCGAGAAGCUACUUCCAGCAAAACCCCCCAAAAAACCGUCCUUGUUCUGAAGACCCUGAGCAUACUUUACUAUCUGAUGCUGGAGCCUUCAAAGGCAAAGGAACACGCCACGAGAGCUCUCAGUCUAGCUGAAGAGUAUCUCAGUGUGCAGGAGCAAAGGGUUACUCAAGAGUUACUGACUAUCAUCUCAACCGAGGAAGAUCAGCCCAUCACCUAGAGGGCCAGGGCUGGUGGUGCCUGGGGGCUGUGGACUGACGGAUGCUUUCCUCAGAGCUGCUCAGAGGUCCUCUAGCUUGCCUUCACUCCUCCCCUGGAACUUCCUGAGGGACUGUGAUCCUAUUAGCAUGUGAUAUAUAGAGCUUUGGGCACAGUAGUCAAUAAAGCUGUUGUUUAUCAUGA
This is a messenger RNA of Onychomys torridus (southern grasshopper mouse), 1478 nucleotides long. It is a transcript of the gene Zmynd12, whose product is annotated as zinc finger MYND-type containing 12. The transcript is spliced from 8 exons. Lineage: Eukaryota; Metazoa; Chordata; Mammalia; Rodentia; Cricetidae. Gene Ontology annotation, molecular function: protein binding. Bases 199 to 1296 code for a protein of 365 amino acids. The record is from RefSeq and is a predicted model, not a curated record.